Messenger RNA from Closterium sp. NIES-67, 4352 nucleotides. The record is from the annotation of a GenBank genome assembly. NCBI's taxonomy places the organism in Eukaryota, Viridiplantae, Streptophyta, Zygnematophyceae, Desmidiales, Closteriaceae.
CUGAAUCAGAGCCAGGAACUGACAUGGGCUUGCCAGACAAUAGCUGAUGCUUGUCUAGACGAGAGUUUUCCUUCUGCCACUAUUUUAGCUGACCAAUUGGUGUCUGACACUUUAAGCGGCUGCAGGUCCUCGGACUUCAGUUAGUUUUGCGAUCUUGAACUAUUUCGUCCGACGUAGAUCAACAAAUUUCGAGAGAAACUGUGCGCCGUUUUGGCGCUUCGAGCCUGAACCAUGUCGUCGUUAAGCCGAGAGCUAGUGUUCCUGAUACUACAAUUUCUCGAUGAAGAGAAGUUCAAGGAAACUGUUCACAAGCUGGAGCAGGAGUCGGGUUUCUUCUUCAACAUGAAGUAUUUCGAGGACCAGGUGGUGGCGGGCGAGUGGGAGGAGGUGGAGCGGUACCUGGCGGGGUUCACCAAGGUGGACGACAACCGCUACUCCAUGAAGAUCUUCUUCGAGAUCCGCAAGCAGAAGUACCUCGAAGCGCUCGACAAGCAAGAUAGAGCCAAGGCUGUAGAGAUCCUGGUGAAGGACCUCAAGGUUUUCGCGUCGUUUAACGAGGAGCUCUAUAAGGAGAUUACUCAGCUUCUGACAUUGGACAAUUUCCGGGAGAACGAGCAGCUGAGCAAGUACGGCGACACCAAGUCGGCGCGCAACAUCAUGCUGCUGGAGCUGAAGAAGCUCAUCGAGGCCAACCCACUCUUCCGCGACAAGCUGCAGUUCCCCAACCUCAAGAACUCACGCCUGCGCACGCUCAUCAACCAGAGUCUCAACUGGCAGCACCAGCUGUGUAAGAACCCUCGCCCCAACCCCGACAUCAAGACCCUCUUUGUGGACCACACCUGUGGGCCUGCGCCCAACGGCGGCCGCACCCAGCCGCAGCAGCCAGCCCCGCCUAACUCGCUUCUGUCUGCUGUUCAGCAGCAACAGCAGCAGCAGCAGCAGCAACAGCAGCAGCAGCAAGUGCCGCCAAAGGCCCAUCCGUUUCCGCUGGGCCCAGUGGGCGUGGGCGUGGUGGGGCAUACGCAACCGCUGCAGCCGUUUCAGCCCGGGGGCCCAUCAGCCUCCGCCUUGGCGGGGUGGAUGGGUGGACAGCCGCCUGCAGCUGCGCCUCCCCCACAUGCCGUGGUGCCACCGCCCCCUGCCAACCUGCCGCCAGGGCCUAACCCAGCAAUGCUGAAGCGGCCGCGCACGCCGCCAGGCAACCCAGUGGCAGUGGAGUAUCCGGGCACAGGGGACUCGGACAUGGUGCUCAAGCGGCAGAGGGGCGGCAUGGACGAGGUUUACGGCCAAGUCCCACCCAAUCAACAGCCGCCACCUGUCCCAGGAGCAGUCCCAGGGCCCCCAGUGCCAGCGAUUGGGGGAAACGUAGCAGGGGCAGGCCUAGGCAGCGCUGUGACAGCAGCAGCCGCAGCAGCGGCAGCGGCUGCUGCAGCAGCAGCGGGGGGACAGGGGCCGGUGGCGUUGGGAGCAGGGGUGGGCGCAGGGGGUGGGUAUUCCGUGGAGGAUUUGCCCAAGGCGAUUGCGAGAAAUCUGAACCAGGGGUCGUGUGUGAUGACCAUGGACUUCCACCCCUACCAGCCCACGCUGCUGCUUGUGGGCAGCAACACGGGAGACGUGGCUAUCUGGGAGGUGGGGUCGCGGGAGAAGGUGGUGGACCGGCCGUUCAAACUGUGGGACCCGCAGCAGUGCUCGCCUCAGUUCCAGACUCUGUGGAUGAAGGAUCAGACCAUCGCCGUGAAUCGGGUCAUCUGGGAGCCAAACGGCCAACUCUUUGGGGCGGCGUUCUCAAAGCACAUGGUGCACAUUUACACGUACCAGAACCCAAGCAGCAUGGGGCAACACCUGGAGAUCGACGCCCAUGUGGGUGGUGUGAACGACCUGGCGUUCUCUCACCCCAACAAGCAGCUGUGCAUCAUCACAUGCGGCGAUGACAAGACCAUCAAGGUGUGGGAGGCGAGCAGCGGGCGCAAGCUCUACACCUUUGAGGGCCAUGAGGCGCCUGUGUACUCUGUGUGCCCGCACCACAAGGAGAACAUCCAGUUCAUCUUCUCGACGGCCAUCGACGGCAAGAUAAAGGCUUGGCUGUAUGACCACCUGGGGUCGCGAGUGGACUAUGACGCCCCGGGCAAGUGGUGCAGCACCAUGGGGUACUCGGCGGAUGGCACGCGUCUCUUCUCCUGCGGAACAAGCAAGGAGGGCGAAACUUCUCUGGUGGAGUGGAACGAGAGCGAGGGCGCCAUCAAGCGCAGCUACCUGGGUUUCCGCAAGCGCUCGCUGGGUGUGGUGCAGUUUGACACCACGCGCAACCGCUUCCUCGUGGCGGGCGACGAGUACCUCAUCAAGUUCUGGGACAUGGACAACACUGCCGUGCUCUGCACUCUAGAUGCUGAUGGUGGUCUGCCUGCGAGUCCGAGGGUGCGUUUCAACCGGGAGGGUUCGCUCCUGGCCGUGACGGCAGCGGACAAUUCAGUGAAGAUUCUCGCCAACGACAUGGGCCUGCGCCUCCUGCGCAACCUCGAGGCCGCUGCUGCCACCGCCGCUGCGGCUGCUGCUGCCGCGGCCGCUGCAGCAGCUGCUGCUUCUCAGAGGCCUGUGGACACCAAGCCGUUACCACAAGCCCUGCCCCAGCCCCCCUCACAGCAGCAGCAGCAGCAAGCAGUGCAGGCAGCAGCAGCUGCAGCAGCAGCCGCCGCUGCUGCUGCUGCGGCUCAGGCGUCCCAGCAACCACCCCCAUCCCAACCGCCCUCAGUACAGCAGCAGCAUCAGCAACAGCAGCAGCAGCUCCAGCAGCAGCAGCAACAGCAACAGCAGCAGCAGCAACAGCAGCAACAGCAGCAGCAGCAACAGCAACAGCAACAGCAGCAGCAACAACAGCAACAGCAGCAGCAGCAGCAGCAGCAGGUUGAUAGGUCAUCCCCUGCUUCAGCCCUUACGGCAUCGAGGCUCCAGGAGGAUGGGUCCGAUAAGAAGGGCUGGAAGCUCACUGAAUUCUUAGAGCCCUCACAGGUUCGUGCCGCCCGCCUGCCGGACAGUCUGCCGCCCAGCAAGGUGCUUCGUCUGAUCUACACCAACGCGGGCGUGGCGCUGCUGGCGCUGUCAGGCAACGCGGUGCACAAGCUGUGGAAGUGGCAGCGGUCCGACCGCAACCCUAAAGGAGUGGCCACCGCCAGCUCAGUACCCCAGCUAUGGCAGCCGGCCAGCGGCAUCAUGAUGACCAACGACACGGGCGAUGCGAGCUCGGACGACCGGGACGGCGCGCACCCCAUAGCAUGCAUUGCGCUCUCCAAGAACGACUCCUACGUCAUGUCGGCCUCGGGGGGCAAGGUGUCGCUCUUCAACAUGCUCACUUUCAAGGUGAUGACGACGUUCAUGGCGCCUCCCCCAGCAGCCACCUUCCUGGCGUUCCACCCGCAGGACAACAACAUCAUUGCCAUUGGCAUGGACGACGCAACCAUCCAGAUCUACAACGUCCGGUUGGAUGAGGUGAAGAGCAAGCUGAAGGGACAUAGCAAGCGCAUCACGGGGCUUGCCUUCUCCAACGCGCUCAACAGCCUUGUGUCCUCCGGGGCUGACUCGCAGCUCUUCCUGUGGAGCACGGACGGGUGGGAGAAGAGGAAAUCCCGGCCUCUGGCCCUGCCGUCCCGCUCGUCCCCCUCAGCUCUAGCAGACACGCGGGUGCAGUUCCACAACGACCAGCAGCGCCUGCUGGUGGCGCACGAGUCCCAGCUCGCCAUCUACGACGCCAGCAAGCUCGACCGGCUCCGGCAGUGGGUGCCCAGAGACCUGGGCCCGCUGUCAGCGCCCAUCACGGCUGCGGCAUACUCGUGCGACUCAUCGCUGGUGCUGGCAGCCUUUGCGGAUGCCACUGUGUGUGUGUUCGACGGGGAUAGCCUCCGGCCACGGUGUCGCGUUGCUCCUUCGGCAUAUGCUCCCUCUGUCGGGCCGGGUCUCGUGGUGCCUAUGGUGGUGGCAGCACACCCCCAAGACCCCAACCAGUUCGCCUUGGGUCUGAGCGAUGGUUCGGUGCAUGUGCUAGAGCCCUCAGAUUCAGAUGGCAAGUGGGGCCCUCCCCUGCCUGCUGAGAAUGGCUCAGGAGCUGGUACCAUGUCGACUGGUGGUGGAAGUGGAGGGGUGGACCGAUAAGGGCUACUGAUGGGGGACCGUAGGUUCUGGCAUCGACCUGGAUUAGAACAGAUUAUUUAGUGGGAAAAUAGAGGCGCUGAGCUUGGUUUAUAAGAGAGCUCAGCACGUGAUAAAAUGAGGGGUUAAAUGCAGUCAGUUGGCCCUUCACCAGCUGCCCUCUGUUUUGAAUGAAAGUAAAAUUGAUCUGUUGUUCUUUACUCACAGAACAG